UCGGAAUUCUAAAUGGUCCCGGCGGCGCGGAGCCGGCUGCCACAGUUCGACCCGUUCCUUUGCAGCAGGAGGAGCGCCAUGCAGGGCUGGAGGGCAGCUGUUGUGGAGUGACGAUGGGACGCUGGUCAGGCUUGGAGCCCCGCCGCCCCGCUUGGGCUCUCCUUCUCCUCCUUGUCUUCCUUGGUCUGGUCGCCUCCGAGGAGCGGCUCCGACAGGCCUGCAACAUUUGCCGGGGAAUCACUGAGCGCUUCGGCCAGGGUCUCACAGAUACUGCAAAAAAGAACUUCGGAGGUGGCAAUACAGCUUGGGAAGAAAAAACACUAUCUAAAUAUGAGUCCAGUGAAAUUCGUCUUGUAGAAAUAAUCGAGAACCUAUGUGACAGCAGUAAUUUUGAAUGCAAUAACAUGGUAGAACAGCAUGAAGAGCAUAUAGAAACAUGGUGGUUCAAAUGGAAGAAGAAGUACCCCGAUUUGUUUAAGUGGUUUUGUAUAGAAACCAUUGAAGUUUGCUGUCCUGCUGGAACACAUGGACCAGACUGUAUUGCUUGUCGUGGGGGAGCUGAAAGACCUUGCCAUGGAAAUGGGCGCUGUGAUGGAGAUGGCACAAGAAGUGGUGAUGGCUCAUGCAGCUGUAAAAAAGAAUACAAAGGAGAAUUUUGUUUGGACUGCACUGAUGGCUACUACAACUCUCACAGAAAUGACACACAUUCUGUUUGUACAGCCUGCCAUGACUCAUGUAAAACAUGCACCGGUGCAACUAAUAAAGACUGUAAAGAUUGUAAAGAAGGUUGGAUUAGAAAUGAAGAAGCCUGUGUAGAUGUGGACGAAUGUGCCGUAGAGGACUCUCCAUGCAAGAGUGACCAAUAUUGUUUGAACACAGAUGGCUCAUACUCAUGCAAAGCAUGUGAUCCAAGCUGUUCAGGAUGUACAGGAGAAGGGCCCAGCAAAUGUAAUAGCUGCACAUCAGGCUAUGAAAUGAAGGAUGAAAAAUGCACAGAUGUGGAUGAGUGUACAUUAUCUGAAAAAAUGUGUAUAAGAGAAAAUGAAGACUGUAUCAAUACACCAGGUGCUUACAAGUGUGCCUGCUCAGUGGGCUUUCAAGACAGUGAUGGUGUCUGUGUUCCAACUGUAAAAGCUGAAGAGGAGACGCCAGUCAAUGCUUCUUCACCUAAUGCCCAUGAGGACUUAUGAUCUACAUUCCAAGACAAGAGAGACUGAUUUCAAACCCUUAAGUUAUUGGACUGAACAACCACUACCUGAGAUAAUAUGUUAAUGGUAUUAAGUAAAGGCAAGUUAGUAUGAUUCUCUUUGCAAGUGGAUGAUGAAUUUCCCUUUCAAUUGCAUUUCUUUUAAAAAUGUAAACAGUUGUUACUUUUUAUACUGCUGUAAAACUGUCCUAGUAGAAGUGAUUGGAGAGAGAAAGAUUGCAAACCAUUUUCAGUGUAUUUAAUUAAAGUGAACUACACAUUGUUAUUAAAUGAUUUCUUGUGGAACAAUGAAAACAUGAACUGGUAGAUCAAAUAUUCUUAGAUGUGGAUGGUUUUUCUAUGACUACAACUUGUCUUUUUGAUACUGCUAAAGGGAGGUUUUGUGGACGGGGGGGUGGUUGGACAAUAUUUGUGUAAACUGAAUGUCAAGCGUGGCAUUCAAUAAAAGAUUUAUUUUGGUUGCUUUUUA
This is a messenger RNA of Sceloporus undulatus (fence lizard), 1676 nucleotides long. RefSeq names its product cysteine rich with EGF like domains 2 (gene CRELD2). NCBI's taxonomy places the organism in Eukaryota, Metazoa, Chordata, Lepidosauria, Squamata, Phrynosomatidae. The transcript is spliced from 10 exons. Gene Ontology annotation, molecular function: calcium ion binding. The coding region runs from base 114 to 1190 and encodes 358 amino acids. The record is from RefSeq and is a predicted model, not a curated record.